Messenger RNA from Sugiyamaella lignohabitans, 1887 nucleotides. RefSeq names its product Cts1p (gene CTS1). The transcript has a single exon. Gene Ontology annotation, biological process: carbohydrate metabolic process. Gene Ontology annotation, cellular component: extracellular region. Bases 1 to 1887 code for a protein of 628 amino acids. Gene Ontology annotation, molecular function: chitinase activity. The record is from RefSeq and is a predicted model, not a curated record. NCBI's taxonomy places the organism in Eukaryota, Fungi, Ascomycota, Dipodascomycetes, Dipodascales, Trichomonascaceae.
AUGCUGUCGGUGCUAAUAUUAUCUACCCUGCUAGCGGCAGUGGCUACAGCCUUUGAUGCUGCUGGAAAUGAUAAUGUGGUUGUUUAUUGGGGCCAAAAUUCCGCUGGUGGCCAGAAUACCCAAGAAAGUCUUGCUUACUACUGUCAAUAUGAAGCUACUGAUGUCGUCGUUUUGUCAUUCCUUACCACCUUUUUUGGUACUGAUGGUCUUCCUGAGGUGAACUUUGCUGGUGCUUGCACUGGUCCUUCUUUCCCUGGUACUGGCUUGUUUCAAUGCGACCAAAUUGCAACUGAUAUUAAAACUUGUCAAGGACUCGGCAAGAAAGUGUUGCUAUCCUUGGGCGGUGCUUCUGGUUCAUAUGGAUUUACUUCCGAUUCUCAGGGUGAAGAAUUUGCUGAUACUCUGUGGAAUGUGUUUGGAGGAGGAUCUUCCGACACCAGACCUUUUGGUGACUCUGUUGUUGAUGGUUUCGAUUUGGAUAUUGAGAACAAUAAUCCUGUAGGAUAUGGUGCAUUCGUCACUCAAAUGAGAUCUCACUACAGUUCUGACACUUCUAAGCAAUACUACAUCAGUGGUGCUCCUCAAUGCCCAAUUCCUGAUGCUGGACUCAACACUGCUCUUACCACCUCUGACUUUGACUUUGUUUUCGUUCAAUUCUACAACAAUUUCUGCGGAAUGCAAAAUUGGCAAGGGUCUACUCCCGGUGCUAAUUUCAACUACGACAGCUGGGACACCUUUGUCAAGACUCAAUCCUUCAACAAAAAUGCCAAGAUCUACUUGGGAGUUCCUGCCUCUGCAUCUGCUGCUGGCUCCGGAUACCAACCUAUUGACGUCGUUUCCAGUGCUGCUAAAUACCUUCAAUCUACCUACAGCACAUUCGGUGGUAUCAUGAUGUGGGAUGCUUCACAAGCAUGGGCUAAUGUUGGUAGUGAUGGAAAUAAUUUCGCUCAAGGAGCCAAGGCCGCUCUUCAAGGAGGUGCUAGUGCACCUCCUCCCCCUGCUGUUUCCCCAGCUUCUUCACCCAUCUCAUCUGCCACCACUUCAACCAGCACAAUUGUCUGGUGGACUCCUCCAGCUGUCAGUUCAUCAACUCCAAUUGCAGUCUCCUCAUCAAUUGCUGUCUCCUCUUCAGUUCCAUUGUCCUCGUCCUCCUCGCUAGAACUCCCUUCGUCAACUCCUGUCGAGGCACCUUCCUCGUCAUCUACUUCCUCUUCCUCAACUGUCUGGUGGACCCCUUCAGCCGUCAGCAGCAGCUCUGUGCCAGCAUCCACUCCCUCGUCCAGUCCCGUCGAGGCCAGCUCGUCCUUUCUAUCGUCUGUGGUCAGCUCUCUGUCAAGCGUGCCACUCUCUUCUGCUGUCACUUCAUCUCCUGCUUCCUCCGCUCCUGUUUCUUCUGUGCCUUCGUCGGUUCUAAGCAGCAACAAUGCCGAAAUCAGCUCUACCCCCAUCUCCUCUGCUCUUCCCGUAUCCUCCUCUUCUAUCGCUCUCGGCUCUGAACAGGAAUCGUCGAGUACUCCAUCUUCAGCACCAGCUUCUGUCAUCGCCAGCACAUCCAGCCCGGCUGUUUCCUCAAUUCAAUCUGCCAGUCCGACUGCCAGUCCCUCAUCUGUCGCUGCAUUGACCACCUCACCUGCCAACCUCGUGCUGGCUGCUACACCCAGCUCCACCACUACAUCGAGCACCGCAAUCGUGACACCACAGCCACCGACCUACUUCUCGGCCAUUGGCCCUGACGGCUCCCUGGACUCGGUGCCCCACGAUGUCACCUACUACCUCACCACCAACGGCGAGGUCAUGGAGAUCGUUACCCACUACAACCCCAACCAAUACAGCACCCUGGUGCAAACCUGGACCACGGGCACCGCCAUCGUCACCGUGGCUGCCUAA